UUUUUGUACAUGUCCCCAGCCGGAUUCUAUGGUUUAUUGUUCGCCAAAUGUAUUGCAACAGUUUGCUUGAGCCGCAAUCUCGUUUAACUCUUAUACACUGCUUAAUUUAACGAACUUAUUUAAAGGUAUCUAAAUAAAUAUAUAAUUAUAUUUAAUAUUAAACAUAUGCGCAAUUCUAAUAAACACAUGGAGAAUCACAAACGCUUCCACAUAGAAGAGUGUUUCAAUGACGGUACGAGUACCCGUUGGAUUGGAUUUGAAGCAGGAGGCAAAGGAAUCAAUUAUAGACGGAAUCCUUGCAAGUGCCGGGUUAAUUAUCAUCCAGCUGGCUGCUUUUAGCGCUGAACUGGGUAUAAAAGCAGGCUAAGCCGAGGUGAAGCAGCAUUAGAACUCAGAAUGAAUCCCAAGUGCGAAGUCCUCAUUGCAGCAGUGCUUUUCCUGAUGCUGGCCUGCGUCCAGGGUCAACUGACGUUCUCGCCGGAUUGGGGCAAGCGCUCGGUUGGCGGAGCAGGUCCUGGAUCCUUCUUCGAGCCCCAGCAAGGCAACUGCAAGACCUCCAACGAAAUGCUGCUCGAGAUCUUCCGCUUUGUGCAGGCCCAGGCCCAGCUCUUCCUGGACUGCAAGCACCGCGAGUAGGCGGCCGACCCUGUAUCCCAUCCAGCUCCCCAUUCGGAUUCGGAUCUCGGACGAUGUCUAGCACGCACACACAUACACUAUUAUAUAUAUACCCCCAGAUAUAUAAGUACACAGCACGUUAUCAAGGUAGUCGUAGUCGGCAUUUAGAUUUAAUGGAACUUUCCUUUCCCCACAAUAAAUAAGCGCAUCCAAAAUGUA
Molecule: messenger RNA, 834 nt
Organism: Drosophila biarmipes
Lineage: Eukaryota; Metazoa; Arthropoda; Insecta; Diptera; Drosophilidae
Product: adipokinetic hormone
Exons: 2
Coding region: 397-636 (79 amino acids)
Cellular component (GO): extracellular region
Molecular function (GO): hormone activity
Source: RefSeq, a predicted model, not a curated record